GAAGUAGAAGUAGAGUUGCCAAGUGAAAUUGGAAAUAUGGUACACUUAAGGUUUCUAAGUGUGAGGCUUAGCAAAAUAAAAACGUUUCCGCCAUCCCUAGGUAAUUUAGUAUGCUUGCAAACUCUUCAUUAUAUUGUUUACUUUGUAAGACAGCUCAUGGUCAUCCCAAAUGUGAUAAUGAAGAUGAAACAAUUAAGACAUUUAUAUUUACCCUGGAAUUACAGAGCAAAGGGUAAGCUGGAGCUGUCUACUCUUGGCCAUCUACAGACCUUAUAUAACCUUUCAAGUGAGUAUUGUGAUUUGAAAGAUGUUGGUAGAUUAACCAAUCUUAGAAAACUGAGAAUAAGAGUGUCAAGCUCUUUGCAAAAUCUGGAGGAAAUCUUAAAAUCUACAAGCAGAACGCUUAAUCGUAUCCGGUCUCUAAUUGUGUUUGUGGAAAACAAUAGUGGUGAAGAGCAAGCCAUGCAAAUAGUAUCAAGCUGUCGGGGUAUAUACAAAUUGACGUUGGUAGGGCCAAUCGCAGAAUUACCGAAAGAGCUCCACAACUAUCCAAACCUCACCAAGUUACGAUUGUGGGAAUGUGGUCUCAAGGAGGACCAAAUGGGAAUGCUAGAGAAAUUGCCAAACCUAACAUCUCUGAGCCUUAGAAUGAAAGUUUUCAAAGCGAAUACAAUGAUACUGGUUUUCUCCAAAGGAGGCUUUCCUUCUCUUCAAUUUCUUUUUUUUUUUGGUAUGCACGAAAUAACAGAGUGGAGGGUAGAGGAAGGAGCCAUGCCUAGUCUCUGCCAAUUGCGCAUUGAAUAUUGCAAGGGAUUGACUACACUUCCAGAUGGGCUGAGAUAUAUUACUAAUCUCAGGGAAUUAACCAUCAGAAGGAUGCAUAGAGAACUCCACCGUCGGAUUGAGGAAGAUGGAGAGGAUUUCUACAAAAUUCAACAUGUACCUUCCCUUGUAAUUGGAGAACCACACGAGGACUAACCACCACCGAUGCAAUGAUGGCAAGCUGCAGGUAGGACCUGACAUUGAGAAAGUAUCUCGAAACUCUGCAGCAGGGGGAGCAUGUGCGAAGUUGAACUUAUAGGGAGAAGAAAGAAAUGCUCUAUAAAAAUCAAGAGGAGCAAAGAUGUGGUCAACUAGUUUAAAGUUCGUUACAAGCUUUUGGGUCUAGUGGUUGUCCAACAAUACACUUAUAUUACACAAUUGAAAUUAUUGUAUUAUAUUAAAAUUUCCUUGAUGAAACCUUCUUUCGUGUCUGCUUUCAAUUAUGA
Molecule: messenger RNA, 1268 nt
Organism: Prunus avium (sweet cherry)
Lineage: Eukaryota; Viridiplantae; Streptophyta; Magnoliopsida; Rosales; Rosaceae
Source: RefSeq, a predicted model, not a curated record